Hordeum vulgare subsp. vulgare (domesticated barley) is the source of this 1663-nucleotide messenger RNA. RefSeq names its product ent-kaurenoic acid oxidase 1-like. The transcript is spliced from 5 exons. The coding region runs from base 24 to 1499 and encodes 491 amino acids. Gene Ontology annotation, molecular function: heme binding; iron ion binding; monooxygenase activity. Lineage: Eukaryota; Viridiplantae; Streptophyta; Magnoliopsida; Poales; Poaceae. The record is from RefSeq and is a predicted model, not a curated record. Gene Ontology annotation, biological process: brassinosteroid homeostasis; sterol metabolic process; brassinosteroid biosynthetic process.
UUAGCCGCUCGAUAGCGGUGGCAAUGGCGGGCAUGGGCGCGGGAGAGUUGGCAUGGUGGCUGGGCCUCGUCUUCGGCGCCGCCCCGCUGCUCUGCCUCGCCGUCUGGCACUCCGCCGACGCCUCGUACCGCGCCGCCUUCUUCCUCAGGCACGGCGGCCGGCGGCGCCUCCCGCCGGGCCACAUGGGCCUGCCCUUCCUUGGCGAGACGCUCUCCCUGCUCUGGCACUUCAAGAUGGCGCGCCGCCCGGACGCGUUCAUCGGCGUCAAGAGGCGCGCGCACGGGGCCGGGGCCGGCAUCUACCGGACGCACCUCUUCGGCUCCCCCGCCGUCAUCGUGUGCUCGCCGGCGGCCAACAAGUUCGUGCUCCAGUCUGCCGACAGCUUCGGCGUGCGGUGGCCCGUGCCGGAGCUCGUCGGCCACACGUCCGUCGUCAACGUCGAGGGCGCCAGCCACGCCAGGCUCCGCGGGUUCAUCCUCGCCGCCAUCAACCGUCCCAGCUCGCUACGGACCAUCGCCACCGUCGUGCAGCCGCGUGUCGUGGCGGCGCUAGCGGCGUGGGCGGACAUGGGGACCAUCGUCGCCGCCACCGAGAUCAAGAAAGUGACGUUCGCCAACAUCUGCAAGAUGUUUAUAAGCAUGGAGCCGUCGCCAUUGACGUACCAGAUCGACCAGUGGUUCGGCGGCUUGGUUGCUGGCCUCAGGGCAUUCCCCUUGGAUUUUCCAGGGACGGCAUUUCAUGGUGCUCGCAAGUGCCGUCGGAAGCUCAACGCGGCCUUCAGGCAGGAGCUGGAGGCGAGGAAGAAGGUGGACAAGGAGUGCGAAGAUCUCAUGAGCGGGCUGAUGCACAUGGAGGACGAGCAAGGGAAGAAGCUGAGCGACGAGGAGGUGGUGGACAACAUCGUGUCCCUCGUCGUCGCCGGCUACGAGUCCACCGCCAGCGCCAUCAUGUGGGCGACCUACCACCUCGCCAAAUCCCCCGCCGCCCUCGCCAAGCUCCGAGAGGAGAACGUGGCGGUGAGCGGGAGCAAAGCCGGCUCAGCGCUGAUGAUCACCCACGACGACCUCCCGAGGAUGAAGUACACGGCGAAGGUGGUGGAGGAGACGAUCCGGAUGGCCAACAUCGCGCCGAUGGUGCACCGCGUGGCCAACAGGGACGUGGAGUACGGCGGGUACAUGAUUCCGGCGGGGUGGCCGGUGUUGGUGUGGGUGAGGUCGCUGCACACCGAUCCCAGCUUCUACCAGGAUCCCCUCACCUUCAACCCUGACAGAUGGGAUGAGCCGGCCAAGCCAGGGACGUACCAGGUGUUCGGUGGCGGCUACAGGAUCUGUGCCGGCAACAUGCUCGCUAGGCUUCAGCUCACCAUCAUGCUGCAUCACCUCUCCAUUGGAUACGAAUGGGAGCUGUUGAAUCCAGAUGCGGAGAUCGAUUAUCUUCCACACCCAAGGCCGAUGGACGGUGCAGCCAUGGCCUUCCGUAAGCUCAAACCCAACGCAUGAUCAAGUUACAUUUCUGGCCAAAUAAACCAGUCUAGCAUUGUAGUGCAUGCCUGUAUGGUUGUAUGUUAAUUUUAUGACAGCUGCAUAUAGUCUGUGUUUUUUGAAAAAGAUGUUGCUGAGAAUGUGGCAUCGUCUGUGUAAUCAAAUCAAGAGAACAUAUGUUU